AUGUUACUAAUCAUUAUAAUUACAUUAAUAGAUAAAUAGUUGGUCACAAAUGAUGCUAUUUGUUUGAUAAAAAGACUUUUGAUUAGAAAAUAUAUUACUCGUUGAUUGAGUAAUGACUAUCACUAUUAAAACAAUUGCGAAUACGAAUGUUGCGUCGUGAAAUAUAAAUGGAUCAUUCACUAAUCAUCUAUGAAGUUGUAUAUCUUCAAUGAGUAUUCUCCAUAUAUUUUGGUGGAUGAGUUACUUUUUUAUUAGAGAAAUUUCAUAUGUUGUACAAUAAUAAUUGUCCAAAUUUAAAAGCAUAUAUUAAAGAAGGAGAAUAAUAUAUAAAAAUUCAUAUUUCAUAAAUUAGAAGUUUCAUACAAAAGAAGUACUAAUAUAGCUACACAAGGGUAAUUUUGGAAUAAGGGAGAAUUUUGAGGGACCAAAAUGUCUUUAAUUGGUUAAAAUGCAAUGGCUUAUAAGCCAAAAAAAAAAAAUAAGUUGGGAAUUGGAGCUUUUAGUUUUUCGCUUAUAAAAAGCUAAUUUUGUUUUUUUUUUAAGCCAUUUUGAAACUUGCCAAACACUUAAAAAAGUUAAAAAUAGCUUAAAAGCUAUUUUGACCAAAAUAGAAGCCCAUCCAAACACCUACUAAUAAUCUCCAUAUGCAGAAAAUUAGGGAAUCAGCCAGCAAAUCAACUUGAACCUUGACCCUAGGAAAACUAGGUCUAGUUUUGUUAAUAGUUGCAGCAUCUAAGUGUAAAGGCUUCCCAACUGCUGAAGCUAAAGAAAAUAGAGAUUCUUUAACAAAGAAUGUUGGCUUCAAGUCUGGGAAUUAGAUCCAUGCUAAGGCUUGUGAGGUUUCUUCAUCUACCCUAAAACUUCCAUCAUAAAUAAAUGGCCUCAUAGGAUAGGAGCAACCUUCUUUGUCCAAAAAGUAAUAAACAGUUUUAGAUAGCAUGUUGAUAAAAUCCUCUUCCCUCCUGAGUCUUAUAAGAAUGUGUCUAUGCCUUAAAAAAUCAAUCUUUCAAUCACCUUUACAUUGCAUUGUUUCGGAAUUUGAAGCCGAAGCUUUUCUAAUUCAGGCCAGCCAUAUGAAAACUUGCUAACAAUUGCGUAUUGCAAGUUUUCUAUGAUAUUCAUUCUACAAACUUCAUCUUCAGUCCAUUGGAUUCUCGGAAUUCCAUCUCUAUAUUAAACCUUUUUAAUAUGAAUGGGAUCCACCUCCGGAUUAGACUUGAGAAAGUUCCCAGGGGUUUUAAAAAGUUAAUGUAGCUACCUCUUACUGGAGAUUUGCCUCCGUUGCUCUCCCCAUUAGACAAUGGAUCCGAAGGUUGAGUGUAGGGUAUGGAGGAUUUAGAGAUUAGUGGUGGAAAAUCUUGAUUCGAGAGAGCUAUGUUCUAAUCAGCCGUAAUAUUCGGCUGAUCAGUGGCGGUUAAGGCCAUUAACGACGGUCAGAGCUUAAAAGUUUGACGGAAACCUAGGAGUGCUGAAUGGCCUUUUAUCAAAUAAGUAAUGCUUAAAAUGGGGUUUUAUAAUACUUUUGCUAACAGGGUCAUGAAUUGUGUAUCAACUGUAUCUUUUGCUUUCAAUUUGAAAGGAGAUAUUAAAGUGUUUGUGGUUAUGAAUUGUGUAUCAACUGUAUCUUUUGCUUUCAAUUUGAAUGGAGAUAUUAAAGUGUGUGUAAAACCAUCGAGGGGUUUAUACCAACGGCCCCCCUUAUCAUCAUAUUUAUUUCUUAUUUGUGCGGAAGAGCUAUCAGCAUUACUGCACUCAAUCGAGAAACAAGGAACUUCAAAAGGAUUUGGAGUUAAGAAGACAUGACCCGUCAGUUUCGCAUUUGUUCGUCGCGGAUGACUCUUUUAUUUUUGUAUCUAUUUUAUGGACGAUUUGGAAGGGUAGAAAUGAUUGUGUUUAAUUUCUUACUAUGGAGUGAUGCUGCCAUUUUAUCAAAAGCUUUAUUGGACUAUAAUGAGUUUCCGUAUGAAACAAAUAGUCCAAGUCGCAUGCGACAGGAGCAACAUGUUGUGACAAGUUCAACUUCCCCAACUCUUUCUCCAGAAAUGGUGUUGCUUUAUGUUGAUGCAGGCUUGGUUCCAAAUGCUCGGAAUACGAGUAUUGCAAUAUUAGCUUUGAAGGCUAAUGGUCAGAUGCUUCAUGCCUAUGGUAGUCCAAUACAUUUUGUUGGAAAAGCCGUGAUAGCUGAAGCAUUAGCAAUUAGAAAAGCAAUCCAAAUUGAAGUGGAGCAAGGCUGGAGGAAUUUACAAAUUUGUCUGACUCAUCAAUAAUGACUCAAAUGUUGAAUAGGAGAAUAGUUCCUUCUUGGGGAUGUGAAUACUAUUUGUGAGGAUAUCUGACAUCUCAGACAUUAUACGGAUGAUGUAGCCUAUACUCAUAUAAGUAGGCAUGCUAGUACUUGUAGUCAUACUUUAGCUAGGUUUGCUUCAUCGUCCGGUGCAUGAAAUCUCUUGGUGGGACAACUUCCCGGUUUGGAUUGUUAACUAGUCUUUCUACUGUUUUGUACAUUAACUAGUGUUUGAUGAAUACAUUAUCAUUUGUGUUUAAAAAAAUGUUUAUCAGCUAAUCCAAACAGUUUUUUUUGUUGUC
Capsicum annuum is the source of this 2586-nucleotide messenger RNA. RefSeq lists its product as uncharacterized. The coding region runs from base 1800 to 2267 and encodes 155 amino acids. The record is from RefSeq and is a predicted model, not a curated record. The transcript has 2 exons. NCBI's taxonomy places the organism in Eukaryota, Viridiplantae, Streptophyta, Magnoliopsida, Solanales, Solanaceae. Gene Ontology annotation, molecular function: nucleic acid binding; RNA-DNA hybrid ribonuclease activity.